Molecule: messenger RNA, 1742 nt
Organism: Colossoma macropomum (tambaqui)
Lineage: Eukaryota; Metazoa; Chordata; Actinopteri; Characiformes; Serrasalmidae
Gene: chrnb5a
Product: cholinergic receptor, nicotinic, beta 5a
Exons: 6
Coding region: 166-1398 (410 amino acids)
Biological process (GO): monoatomic ion transmembrane transport; regulation of membrane potential; signal transduction
Cellular component (GO): postsynaptic membrane; synapse; neuron projection
Molecular function (GO): acetylcholine-gated monoatomic cation-selective channel activity; transmembrane signaling receptor activity
Source: RefSeq, a predicted model, not a curated record
GGUUCUCUAGAAGCUGAUGCUGAGGAGAGGUUGGUGGAGUUUCUUUUGGGUCCAGAGCGCUAUAAUAAACUGAUUAGACCGGCGGUCAACAAGAGCCAGCAGGUCACCAUCGGCAUCAAAGUGUCUCUCGCUCAGCUUAUCAGUGUGAAUGAAAGGGAGCAAAUCAUGACAACUAACGUGUGGCUCACUCAGGAAUGGAACGAUUACAGACUAGUGUGGGACCCAGAUGAAUAUGAUGGCAUCAAAAAAAUCCGAAUCCCCUCCCACCACAUCUGGCUACCUGAUAUAGUCCUCUACAACAAUGCGGAUGGUGUGUACGAGGUGUCCUUCUACAGCAAUGCCAUUGUGUCCAACUCAGGCGACAUCUUCUGGCUACCUCCGGCCAUCUACAGGAGCGCUUGUGCCAUCGAGGUGCGAAACUUCCCCUUCGACCAGCAGAACUGCACGCUCAAAUUCCGCUCGUGGACGUAUGACCGCACUGAACUGGACCUAGUUCUGACCUCAGACUUCGCCAGCCGUGACGACUACACACCUAGCGGAGAAUGGGACAUUGUCUCACUGCCAGGCCGCAAGAACGAAGACCCCAAUGACCACACAUACAUGGAUGUGACAUAUGACUUCGUCAUCAAGCGCAAACCUCUCUUCUACACCAUCAACCUCAUCAUCCCCUGCGUACUUAUCACCUCGCUGGCCAUUCUGGUCUUCUACCUGCCGUCGGACUGCGGCGAGAAGAUGACUCUUUGCAUUUCCGUUCUCCUGGCGCUCACUGUGUUCCUUUUGCUAAUUUCCAAGAUCGUACCUCCCACUUCGCUAGCUGUCCCACUAAUUGGGAAGUAUCUGAUGUUCACAAUGGUACUGGUCACCUUCUCCAUCGUCACAAGUGUCUGUGUUCUUAAUGUACACCACCGUUCUCCAUCCACUCAUCGCAUGCCCGAGUGGGUCAAGCGUGUUUUCCUGUGUCGCCUACCCAUCUUUCUGCUUAUGCGGCGGCCUGGCAGCUCCAACGUGCGGGAAAGGUUCAGGCGGAAGCACCAGCGCAUGUCUUUCUCCAGUGGCCCGCCCGAUGACUCUUUCGUCCUUGGCAAUGACCCCGGCAGGGCCUGGAGGCUGGGUGAGCUGCCAGAAGGGUCAGAGUUCAGACAGAGGGUCAGGCUCAGACGAGACCCGGAAGUAGACGAGGCCAUAGAGGGCGUGCGGUUCAUUGCUGAACACAUGAAGAUCGAGGACGACGAUGAAGGGAUCAUCGAGGACUGGAAGUAUGUAGCAAUGGUGAUUGACCGCUUGUUCCUGUGGGUUUUUAUCCUGGUAUGUGUGAUCGGAACUCUCGGCCUCUUUGUUCAGCCGCUGUUUCAGAGCUACAACACCCCCGUAGCGAAGGACGACUUUGGCGAUUUCUAAACAUGUGCUGGUUAAACUCAAGAAGAUAUUUGAACACAUCUGAACCACAGCAAUAAGACCAAGUAUAUGAAGUCAAAGACUGAGAUUCACCCUACACACAUGGGGACUGGGGGCCAAACUCAAAAACUGUGCAUUUUAAAAUAUGCAAAAUACAUUUUGUUGUGUUUUAGAUGACCAGCUGUACGACUGUUUUAUUUUCUUUGCUGUCAUAUUUGGAAUAAGGUAUAUAUUAUAAGUGGAGAGACCACAAUUAUGUAAAGUCCCAAGGAACCUAAAUCCAUGAUUACUAUCUAGUUAAGUUAAUCUUCUGCACACACAAAAUACAGUAAAUGUGCAAAAGUCAG